GAAAGCCACGUGUGAGUUUCUUCACUUGGGCAAAAAGCCCUUAAUAUUAUAACGCCUGCGAAAAUUGAAUCAGCAACUAAGUGCCCUUCUCCGCCGCGGACAUCCGUUGCAACCGGCGGCAGCCAUUUAACUUACUAGAUUGCAGUAAUGCCGAAGAAGAGUAACGGAAAUUCCGACAACCACGACGGAGAUGAGCCGGAGGAUUUCGUCAUUCCAUCUUCCAGUGCCGAAUCACAAGACGCCGAUGAAACCGAGGAAGAAAGCGACGACGUACAGAAUGUUCACAAGGAGUAUGUAAGUGAUACGGACGAAGAAGAAGAAGAGGAGGAAGAAAAAGUCGAGGGUAGCAAAGUCGCUAAUACUAACAGCCGGGGCAGGAAGGAGGAUUUGGAAGUACAGAAGAAGGUUUAUAGAAGAAAGGGGAAGAAAAUAGUGGGUGGUAGUGGGCAGAGCGAGAGUGAAAACUUGAAAAUAUAUACGAGAAAGAAGAAGAUGAUAGAAAAAGAAGAGGAGGUUGAAGAAAAGGAGCAAAAUGUCGGUGCAAAAAUGGCUAAAAGCAAAAAGGAUUAUAGGGAGAAAAAUAUGAAGGAGAAGAAUGAAAAGGCAAAGAAGGAAGAUAAAAUGAAUGAAGGUAAAACGGCAAAGAACAAUGGAGAUUCUAGUCGUGGAGGCAAAAAUGAAAAGAGGAACAAGAAGGAUGAGAGGAGGGAAGUAGAAGGAGAAACAAAACUAGCAAAAAAGGGAAAGAGCAAUGGAGGUUCUAGUCAUGGAGGUGUAAUUAAGAAGGAAGAGAACAAGAAGAAGAAAAGGACAGACGAAGGAGAAAGAGAAGGACAAUCAGCAAAAAAGGCCAAGAUCAAUGGUGAUUUGAGUCAGUUGAAAAAAGAAGAGAAAAAUAUGAAGAAGACACAAAAUAAAAAGGAAGGAGAUGAAGAGGCUGAAGAAAAGCUAGUGAAAAAAUCGUAUAGUAAUGGAGUUGCAAGUCCAUCUACAAAGGAGAAGAUGAAAAGGGAGAAGGAAAAGGAGGGUAAAACAAAUAAUGGCAAGGUAAAAGAUGAAGCAAUUAGCAAUGGUACCACCAAAAAGAAUGAGGAGAAGAAAUUGAAGGCAAAGAAGAAAAGGGAGGAUGAUGAAGAGGAGGAAGAAGAGAAGAGUGAGAGUGUGCUUUACCAAUUUCCCCAUAACCGAGUCCAUCGGAUAAUAAAAAAUGAAAAUGCUGAUAUUAGGAUGUUACACGAAGCAACCUUCCUUGUUAACAAAGCUACGGAGAAAUUUCUUGAAGUAUUUUGCAGGGAGGCUUAUGCUUGUUCUUUUCUGGAUCGCAAAAGUUAUGUUGGAUACAACCAUCUGUUAGCUGCUGAAGCAAACCCUCUAAAUUUCUAUUGGAAGCUUGCUGCUACUGCAUAUCAGAGGCGCUGUGAUAUCGCUGUGUUUAUACUUUAUAUCUUCAAAGUUGAUCCAAGAGAAGUCCAGAGCCCACCUUAUAAGCUUCAGUUGUUUCCAAACGACCCAGAUUUGACUUUCUUUCAGAUUUUAUUCCCCAGAAAGUAAGAGCUGAAGAUGCUUUGGCUGAAAUCCCCAAGGCUGAGGAGACAUGAUCAUGGUGAUCCGGAGUUGAUGCCUUGUACAAUUAAUUUUUUGUUGUUCGUAGACAACCACUUACUACACUAACUAGCUAUUAAGGGCAGUGACUUAGUUUUUGAUUUGCUUCAUUUGAUGACUGUGUUGGUAUCAAGUACGUGAUAUAUAUAUAUAAUGAGAGAGAAGGCUAGGGGAAGAGGGUAAAAAAAGUGGGGUUUAGAGGCACUUGUGUUCUAAUCAAUUUGAUUUCCUUCCUAUCUGUGCAGUUUAUGCCUGUAAAUAAAAAUGUAUUGUCUCUAAAGUCUUGAACAUUUAGGUCGACUUACGAGUUCAGAUCAGGUAUUGUGUAUCGUAAUUUCAUUUGUCAUGCUCUAUUUAAUCGUACGGAGAUGAUAAUGUCAUAUUUGUCGGUAAAAACUAA
Solanum tuberosum (potato) is the source of this 2002-nucleotide messenger RNA. RefSeq names its product ABC transporter F family member 4. Gene Ontology annotation, biological process: regulation of DNA-templated transcription. Gene Ontology annotation, molecular function: protein heterodimerization activity; transcription cis-regulatory region binding. Gene Ontology annotation, cellular component: nucleus. The transcript is spliced from 5 exons. Lineage: Eukaryota; Viridiplantae; Streptophyta; Magnoliopsida; Solanales; Solanaceae. The record is from RefSeq and is a predicted model, not a curated record. Bases 148 to 1551 code for a protein of 467 amino acids.